AUGGGACAAUCCCCAUAUCCAGGUGUGUCCCACCUGCCCAGGUUGCACUUUGGGGGGCUGGGCCAGCUCUCGGACGGGGUCCUGGGCCUCGAUGACUUCCUGAGGACGCGCGAGCGCCGCCUGUGGCCGGGCUACGACUACGUGGGGUGGCCACGCCCACCCGGGCCCCACCCCCACGUGGAGCUGGAGUUCGAGUUCCAGGAGCUCCGCACCUUCCACGCCAUGCAGGUCCACUGCAACAACCUCCACACGCGCGGCGUCGGAAUCUUCCGGGCGGCCGAGUGUCGCUUCAAGAAGGUCCUGGCCACGGCCUGGGAGCCCCUGGUGGUCACCCACAGCCUGGCCGGGGCCACCAAGGACCCCAGCGCCCGCUCGGUCACCGUCCCCUUGGGCGGGCGCCGCGCCCGCUUCAUCCAGUGCCGCUUCUUCUUCGGCGCCGAGUGGAUGCUCUUCAGCGAGGUGUCCUUCGUCUCAGAGGUGCUGGACGACCCCAUGGGUGCCAGCGGGUGGCCCCCGACCCCUGACCCCUCCUCCGCCAUCUUGGAAAACGCCCGCGACGGGGGCGGGGCCACCAAUGUCACCGGCUUGGCAGCCCCCGGGGUCCCGCCCGUGGCCCAGGGCGAGGCGGGGCAGCCGCCGGCGCUGCUGGGGUGCCUGGGCGCCAUCAUCGUCCUCCUCCUGCUCGCCAUCGUCAUCCUCGUCCUGCGGCGUGGAGGGGCCGGGCCAAUGGGCAAGGGCCGCGGGGCGGAGGCGGCGCUGCGGGUGCAGCUCUCGGGGGACACCGGGGGCCGCGGGGCGGAGGCGGCGCUGCGGGUGCAGCUCUCGGGGGACACCGUGGUCAUCAACAACGCCACGGGAGGGGGACCCCGCUACGAGAGGAUCGGAACCGGAAGUGGAACCGGAACCGGAAGUGGGAUCGGACCCGGAAGUGGAACCGGAAGCGGAAGUGGGGAGUACCAGGAACCCACCCGGGCCCGGCCCCGACUGGCACCGGUGCCCCCCGGGGCUGCCCCCCCAGCCAACCCGGCCUAUCGGCUUCUUCUGGCCACCUACGCCCAGCCAAUAGGAGGCCUCGCCUUGGCCCCGCCCAAUGCUGCCAAGCCAAUCAACACCGACGGUAAGGGUGAGCCCGAGGUGGGGGCGGGGGCUUACGCCGAGGCUGACGUCACCGGAGGCUCCGCCUACGCCCUGGCUGGCCCCGCCCACAGCCCCGCCCAUGGCCCCGCCCUCCCCACCUUCCCUCGGGACCGCCUCCGCUUCCGGGAGAAGCUGGGGGAGGGGCAGUUCGGAGAGGUGCUGCUGUGUGAGGUCAUCGCCCCCCACACCCUGGGCCUGGCCCCGCCCCCCGGCUCAAGCCCCGCCCCCUCGGGCACGGAGCGCCCCCAGCUGGUGGCGGUGAAGGUGCUGAGGCCGGACGCCACCAAAAACGCCCGGCGCGAUUUCCUGCAGGAGGCGCGGGCGCUGUGGCGGCUGCGGGACCCCAACAUCGUGCGGCUGCUGGGCGUGUGCGGGGGGUCCGGGCCCCUGUGCAUCGUCACCGAGUACAUGGAGCACGGAGACCUCCACCAGUUCCUGGGCGGGGCCCGGGGACACGCCCUCAGCCUGGCCACGCUGGUCCAGUUGGGCGCCCAGAUCGCGUCUGGGAUGCGUUUCCUGAGCGCCCGGAACUUCGUGCACCGGGACCUGGCCACCAGGAACUGCCUGGUGGGGCCGGGGCUGCGCGUCAAAGUGGCCGAUUUUGGGAUGAGCCGGAGCCUCUACGGCACCGAGUACUGCCGGGUGCGCGGCCGGGCGCUGCUGCCCAUCCGCUGGAUGGCCUGGGAGAGCAUCCUCUGGGGAACUUUCAGCCCGGCCAGCGACGCCUGGGCCUUCGGGGUGACGCUGUGGGAGGUUCUGACGCGCUGCCGGGAGCAGCCGUACGGGGCCCUGAGCGACGAGCAGGUGAUCGCCAACGCCGGGCACCACUUCCAGAACCGCGGGCAGCAGCAGUACCUGCCCUGUCCCCCUGGCUGCCCCCCGGCCCUGCACCGGCUGAUGUUGAACUGCUGGGCCCGCGAGGCGGCCGAGCGGCCGGACUUCGGCCACCUGCACCGGACCCUGAGUGACCACGGGGCCCUGGAGUGA
Molecule: messenger RNA, 2124 nt
Organism: Agelaius phoeniceus (red-winged blackbird)
Lineage: Eukaryota; Metazoa; Chordata; Aves; Passeriformes; Icteridae
Source: RefSeq, a predicted model, not a curated record